Molecule: messenger RNA, 4507 nt
Organism: Gymnodraco acuticeps
Lineage: Eukaryota; Metazoa; Chordata; Actinopteri; Perciformes; Bathydraconidae
Product: protocadherin beta-15-like
Exons: 4
Coding region: 1-2979 (992 amino acids)
Biological process (GO): homophilic cell-cell adhesion
Cellular component (GO): plasma membrane
Molecular function (GO): calcium ion binding
Source: RefSeq, a predicted model, not a curated record
AUGGACACACAAGGGGCAAAGAAAAUACUGUUUUGGAGAUGGCAUACAGUUUGCCUAUUUGCGUUGUGCACUUGUUUCUUGGAUGCAGUCCGGGGACAGAUUCGCUACUCCAUCCCUGAGGAACUGGAGCAUGGAGCUUUUGUUGGCAACAUCGCAGAGGACCUGGGCUUGGAUUUGGACAGGCUCUCUGCGCGCAGAUUCCGGAUAGUCUCCGGUUCCAAGAAGCAAUAUGUGGAGGUGAAUUUGGAAAAUGGAGUUUUAUUCGUCAAUGAGAGAAUUGACCGCGAGGAACUCUGCGAGCAGAGUUUGUCCUGUUCUUUCCACUUGCAGGUGGUCAUUGAAACCCCCCUGGAGCUGUACAGGGUGGAGAUGGAGAUUGUGGAUGUGAACGACAACUCCCCUAGUUUCCCAUGGACCGAGUUUAAUCUGGACAUCUCAGAGUCUGCUACGCCAGGAUCCCGUUUCCCACUUGAGAGCGCACAGGACUUAGACGUGGGAUCCAACUCCCUGCGCACAUAUUUGCUGAGUGUCAACGAGCAUUUCCUUUUGGAUAUACAGACGCGCAGUGAUGGCAGCAAAUUUGCGGAGCUCGUCCUGCAGAGCCCGCUGGACAGAGAGCAGCAAAGUGCGCAUCAGAUGGUCCUGACGGCGGUGGAUGGAGGCACGCCGGAGAGAUCUGGCACUGCGCAAAUUGAUAUCACCGUGUUGGAUGCAAACGAUAACGCGCCUGUGUUUGACCAGUCCUUUUACAGAGUGAGGCUGGCGGAAAACGCACCUAAAGGCACCGUAGUCAUAAAACUCAACGCGUCAGAUUUAGAUGAGGGUCCCAACGCUGACAUCACCUACUCGUUCAGUGGCCAUGCGCCCAUCAAGGUGCGCCAGCUCUUCAGCGUGGACUCGCGCACGGGGGAAAUCAAAGUGAAAGGAGUGAUAGACUAUGAAAAGGCCAGGAUGCAUGAAAUCUAUGUUCAGGCUAAAGAUAAAGGCCCCUCCGCUGUGGCAGUGCACUGUAAAGUGCUGGUGAACGUUUUGGAUAAAAAUGACAACCUCCCGGAAGUGAUCUUAACAUCAGUGUCCACACCUGUGCAGGAGGACGCCCCCCCGGGGACUGUGAUAGCUGUCAUCAGCGUGAUGGAUAAAGACUCAGGUGAAAACGGGAAUGUGGACUGUGAGAUCCCACAUCACGUGCCAUUCCAGCUCCACUCCUCCUUUAAGAACUACUACACAUUAGUAACUUCUGAUUUUCUGGACAGAGAGGCGAUGGCUGAGUAUAACAUCACACUAACAGCGCGAGACAUGGGCUCCCCUCCUUUAUUCACCAGGAAAACUAUCCUUGUCCAAGUGUCUGAUGUGAAUGAUAACGCGCCUCUCUUCAAACAGCCGUCAUACACUGUGUAUCUGACUGAGAAUAACGCGCCGGGUGCAUCCAUAUGCUCGGUGACUGCACUGGAUCCAGAUUCUGGCCAAAACGCGUACCUCUCCUACUCUAUCCUGGAGGGGGACAUACGGGGAAUGCCCGUGUCCACCUACGUGUCCAUCAACUCGGACAACGGGAACAUUUACGCACUGCGAUCCUUUGACCACGAACAACUUAAAAACUUUCAGAUCACAAUUCAAGCUCAGGACGCAGGGUUCCCCCCUCUGAGCAACAACGUGACAGUGAACAUCUUUAUACUGGACCAAAACGACAAUGCACCUGUGAUUGUGUCACCGAUUGUGCAAAACAGUUCCGCGCCAACAGCAGCAGUGCCCAAGUCAGCUGACGCAGGUUACCUUGUCUCCAAAAUCAGCGCGGUGGACGCAGACGAGGGUCAAAACUCGCGUCUCUUUUACCAGAUGCUCCAAGCAACAGACCCGAGCUUGUUCAGCGUGGCUCUGUACACAGGCGAGAUCAGGACAAUUCGCCAGUUGGUGGAGAAAGACCCCUCGAGCCACAGAUUGGUCAUUCUCGUGAAGGACAAUGGUCAGCCGCCCCUCUCGGCCACUGUUUCCAUCAUCCUGUCAGUGGUUGACAGCCUGCCAGAUUCACAGCCCGAUUUGGGUGACCUGUCACUAAGCCCGCAUCACAGCCCUAACUUCAGCCUGUACUUAAUCGUGUCUCUGGGCGCAAUCUCCUUCACAUUUCUGGUGGCUAUCAUCGUCCUGGUUUCAGUGCGCAGGCUGAAGGGCAGAGCGUCCAGCAGGGAGUCAAGCUUCCCCUCCAUCAGCUGCUGCUGCUGCUGCACCAGCUCAGAAUCCUCCACCACGGAAGAUGUGUUCAAAAAGUCCAAUCUGAAUGUUCGGAUGCCCGCAGGAGCGCCCGGGUGCGUAGAGGCAAACGGCAACGGAGCUCUCCCUCAGGUCUACUGCUAUAAAAUGUGUCUGACUCCGGAGUCGUCCAAAAGUGACUUCAUGUUCCUGAAGCCCUAUAGCCCGGUGAUGUCAGUUCAGCAGAAUAACGCCAAGAGCACGGAUUACCUCACCUCUGGCUGGAGCGCAGUGGACCGUAAUGAGCUGGCCAACAACAGAGCAGCGUCCCCAAACGAGCUUAAGUAUGCAAGUAUUACCAACGACUGGACCUUGACCAAGAACCAACGCAACUUGGCAUACAAGAGGUAUAGUUCAGCAAAUAUGGAGGGCACUCUUACCCGUCAACAAAAAUACGAUGCCCAUGGGUUUUCCUGUUCUGUGGCCCCACAGUAUUGGACCUGGGGAAGCCAUAUGAAUGACUGCAAGAUAUCUCUCCAGGAGGGGACACUCCCUCACUACUCAUGGACUCCGAAGUACACUCCGAGUUCUGAAGCGGCAGACUACCAGCACAACGUGUACAUACCCGGCUCCACGUCCGACUACAGCACUCUGAAGCUGGCUCCCAGAGGAGAGCUGGAUGUCUACAACACCUUCUCUACUUUUGGGAAGAAAAAGAGAUUCAUCUCAAACUAUGAACAAUCUUUUGACAUUGAUGAUAGUCUCAUCGUGAGUAAUGACAUCUUCAAAUGAACUCUACUGUAUUGUACAGUCUGCACCAAAUGUGUAUAUACAUUUAUGCCAUUUAUUAGUUCCAUUUCUAAUUAUAAAUCUCUUCUCCAGUUGAACAGUUUCUCUGGAGGCCUGACAGACAUGCGUCUCCUUUUUCAAGUGGAAUUGAAUACCACAUGUAUAUUUUUGUAAAUACUAUAAUAAAGUAUAAAUGAAGUAUAUUUCUAGUCAUGUUGGGAACAAGGGAUGACUUUAUAAAGUCUAAUCAAAAAAGCUUACAGUAAAUUGAAAAAGGGUAUGCAUCAAUCACUUUUAUGUAGACAACAACAUACCUUUGUGUCUUGAAGGUACACACGCCGUGUUUUAAAAGUGUAUAGCCUUUUAAAGGAAACGUUUCUACUUAAAGCUAUCACAUUUAAGAUGUGAGAUUUAAAUUCAUAACUUUGCCAGUUUUCUAUUUCUUUUCAUAUAUUUUGGUUGUAUGACGAAGCAGUGCCACAGUUACAGCUGUAUAGGUUCAACGUCUUGCAUCCAAUCAUGCUGCAUUACGUUAGUGACGGGUCAUUUGUUCAGGUCUAUUGAGUGUGAAUGCAGCCCAGGCACAAGCGCUGCAAACAGAUGGCAAAGGCAAUGCGCAGUUAUAAAUAAUUAUAAGCACUCAUUAAUAUUAAAAGGCAUUGAACCAAUAACCAUUACCCAUUAUAAAGCAUUGUAAAAUGACUUAAAAGGUGAAGUAGCAGUAUCGAUGCUUUCUUUAGCUGGUCACUCACUGCCAUUUUAGAUGUAAUUUAUAUAUAUUUAUAUAUGUGUAUAUAUAUAUAUAUAUAUAUAUAUAUAUAUAUAUAUAUAUAUAUGUGUGUAUAUAUAUUUUAGUAAAGCAAACAAUUAUCACUUAUAGUGACUUCUAACCAGUUUAUAAUGUAUUAUAUGCCUUUACAUUGGGAAAUACAAAAUGUAUAACACUGCUAUCUAUCCACUUUUAUGUAACUUUUCAUCACAUUAUAAUGCAUUAUAACGGUGUCAAAAAUGAAUUACAACUAUCAGAAUUAUGAUAGAAAACAUAAUAAUUACAUAAAAAUGACACUUGACCAUAAGUGUCUUAAGUGACCAUAAAACCUCAACUUAAAAUGUGUUUGAAAGGGUUAUUCAUAUUUAUGAGUGCUUAUAACCAGCAGUUAUACAUGUCUGAGCAGAUUAUAACAUGUAUAAGUAUAUUGCAUUAGACAUGAGCGCCAUAGAAAGGGUUAAAAGCCAUACAGUAGAGAAGAGAUCCAAUGGCAAAUGCAUCUGAUUUCAGAAUAAUGACAAUGCUUGGAUAAGUUGAAACAUGUUAUGUGUCCAUUAACCAUGUUUCAGUGAAGGAUUUCUUUACAAGGAAUUGCACCGCAGCUGUGAUUUUACUCUGUUGGCCUGUACUGAAGACCCCUACGUUGACACCUCAUCAGCACUAAGAAUGGCAAUAACAAGGGUGUUGUGCUACUGCAAGUAACACACACCAAAUGUCUGAUGACACACAAUUGCUUUUCAGUCACUGUUAUAUGUAUCCAGA